This is a messenger RNA of Quercus robur (English oak), 1571 nucleotides long. Its product is annotated as cytochrome P450 CYP749A22-like. Gene Ontology annotation, molecular function: iron ion binding; oxidoreductase activity, acting on paired donors, with incorporation or reduction of molecular oxygen; monooxygenase activity. The transcript has 5 exons. Bases 1 to 1530 code for a protein of 509 amino acids. The record is from RefSeq and is a predicted model, not a curated record. NCBI's taxonomy places the organism in Eukaryota, Viridiplantae, Streptophyta, Magnoliopsida, Fagales, Fagaceae.
AUGGCUGCUAUUGGAAUCAUUGCUAUCUGUCUUUCAUGCUCUCUGUGUCUGUACUUUGUCUUAGCUCUCAUCCGGCAACUUAACAAACUGUGGUGGACUCCUAUUCGCAUACAACAUCAAAUGCAUUCACAGGGAAUCAAUGGUCCUCCCUACAAGUUCUUCUAUGGAAGCAACAAAGAUGUUUCCAACAUGAAAAAAGAAGCCAUGGUCAAGCCAAUGGAUUUAUCACAUGACAUAUUGUACAAAGCUCAGCCUCAUAUUCACGCAUGGAUCAAAAAAUAUGGGAAGAAUUUUCUUCUUUGGAAUGGCUCUCAACCUGAAUUGAUCGUUACUGAACCAGGGCUUAUCAAAGAGAUGCUGAACAAUAGAGAAAAUACUUAUGUUAAAGAAAAGCCCGGAGGCUAUAUAGAGAAGCUCUUAGGAGAUGGACUUGUGUUUUCUACCGGUGAAAAAUGGACAAAGAUGCGGAAACUAGCCAACAAUGCCUUCCAUGCAGAGAGCCUGAAAAAUCUGGUUCCAGCAAUGAUCACUAGUGCGGAGGUGAUGCUAGAAAGGUGGAAAAAUUAUGAAGGUAAAGAGAUGGAGGUAUUUGAAGAAUUUACGCUAUUGACAUCAGAAGUGAUUUCCAGAACAGCUUUUGGAAGUAGUUACUUAGAAGGGAGGAACAUUUUUGAGAUGUUGACGAAAUUGACCAUGAUAACAGCCAGAAAUACUCAUCAACUCAGGAUUCCUGUCAUCAGCAAGUUUUAUAAAACCAAGGAUGAUAUUGAAGCAGAUGAGCUUGAAAAAGGAAUAUACAACCGUGUAUUAGAGAUAAUCAAGAAUACAGAAUUUGGUAGCAGUACUGGGGGCCAUUUUCUUCAAUUACUUCUAACGGCUCAUCAUGAUGCCAAUGUCAGCCAAAGGAUUUCAAUAAAAGAUUUGGUGGAUGAGUGCAAGACAUUUUACUUUGCUGGGCAAGAAACCACUAAUAAUUUGCUUACCUGGAGUAUGUUUCUUCUAUCAAUCCACACAGAUUGGCAAGAGAAAGCAAGACAGGAGGUGCUCAGUUUAUUUGGCCAUCAAAAUCCAACUCCAGAUGGAAUCACAAAACUCAAUACCAUGAGCAUGAUCAUCAAUGAGGCUCUAAGGUUAUAUCCUCCAGCAAUUUCAAUACUAAGAAAAGUUGAAAGGAAAGCUACACUGGGGAAGCUCACUCUUCCAGCUAAUCUAAUGGUGAACGUCUCCAACUUUGCUGUUCACCAUGACCCCGACAUAUGGGGAGAGGACGUAAAUCUUUUCAAGCCAGAGAGAUUCUCAGAAGGUGUAGCCAAGGCUACUAACAACAACGUAGCUGCUUUUAUACCCUUUGGAAUGGGACCCCGAAUUUGUGUCGGUUCAAACUUUACCCCCACUGAAGCAAAGGUUGUUCUCUGCAUGAUUUUACAACGCUAUGCCUUCACCUUAUCCCCAACCUAUGUCCAUUUGCCAUUUCAGCUUUUCACCCUUCGCCCACUAAAUGGAGUUCAAGUAAUUCUACACUCACUUUGAAUUCCAUAAUCGGCUGUGGGCUUGGGAUUUAGUAACUUGGA